AUGGGCAAGGACAAGGUCGAGAAGAAGGACCGCGCUGAGAAGAAGGAGAAGCGUGCGGAGAAGGACGGUGUGCACAAGGCCAAGAAGGAGAAGAAGGAAAAGAAGGACAAGACUAUUCUCGUUGAUGCAGUAGAGAAGGAGCUCUCCUCCCAGAUGGAGGGUGUCGAGCAGACCAGUGCCGUUGCUGAGGUUGAGGUCGAUGCCAUGGCCGUCGACCGCCCCAUUGGCGCCGUUGUGCCCUUCGCCAACCCUCUGGUUGAGGAUAAGCAGGCCAAGAAGGUCCUGAAGAGCGUCAAGAAGGCUGCCGUCAACAAGUCCCUCAAGCGUGGUGUCAAGGAGGUUGUCAAGGCCCUCCGCAAGUCCGCCAUCCCUCCUGCCAACGCUCCUGUUGGCACCCCCAGCGGUGUUGUCAUUCUCGCUGCCGACAUCUCCCCCAUGGAUGUCAUCUCCCACAUUCCCGUUCUCUGCGAGGACCACGGUAUCCCCUACGUCUUCGUCACCUCCCGCGCCGAGCUCGGUGCCUCUGCCGCUACCAAGCGCCCCACCAGUGUGGUCAUGGUCACCCCCAAGGCUUCCGGCAAGAGCAAGAAGGAGGAUGAUGAGGAGUUCACCAAGGUGUUCGAGGAGCUCGCUGGCUUGACCCAGAAGGAGUGCAAGAAGGUCCAGGUCUAA
Messenger RNA from Penicillium antarcticum, 672 nucleotides. RefSeq lists its product as uncharacterized. The record is from RefSeq and is a predicted model, not a curated record. The transcript is spliced from 2 exons. Gene Ontology annotation, cellular component: box H/ACA snoRNP complex. Gene Ontology annotation, molecular function: box H/ACA snoRNA binding. Gene Ontology annotation, biological process: rRNA pseudouridine synthesis; snRNA pseudouridine synthesis; ribosome biogenesis. Lineage: Eukaryota; Fungi; Ascomycota; Eurotiomycetes; Eurotiales; Aspergillaceae. The coding region runs from base 1 to 672 and encodes 223 amino acids.